Molecule: messenger RNA, 3249 nt
Organism: Gigantopelta aegis
Lineage: Eukaryota; Metazoa; Mollusca; Gastropoda; Neomphalida; Peltospiridae
Exons: 6
Coding region: 67-3054 (995 amino acids)
Biological process (GO): transmembrane transport
Molecular function (GO): transmembrane transporter activity
Source: RefSeq, a predicted model, not a curated record
GUAGUAGAUUUUAUUUUACUAGGCCCUAUUGUUAUUAAUUUUAACAAAUCACGUUAACUUUCACAAAUGAAGAAAACUAAGAAUAAGUCUACUAAAUACUCAUUGCAGCUAGAAACUAACAAGUUAAUAUUUGAAAAAGAUAGCGCAUGGUCAUGGGUUGCAUGCUUUUGCGCAUUUCAAACCUGUGUUCUCAUAACUGGAAUAUUACACGGGUUUGGUGCCUUUCUUGUGGAAUUUACUCGUGAAUUUAACACAACAAAGGGAAAUGCAGCCUGGGUCAGUUCACUGGCUUACGGGAUAUCGAUGUUUGCCGGUCCAGUUGCCAGCAUGUUGACCAACCGGUAUGAACAGCGAUUCGUCAUGAUGGUCGGUGCCGCUCUGUGUGCUAUAGCCAAUUUAACGUCAUCCUUCGUGACGUCAUUUCAGAUCCUGUUUCUGACCUUUUCUCUUGUCUUUGGUCUUGGUGCCAGUCUGGCAGUCACGUGUACCGUGACGAUCUCUCAGGAAUAUUUCGACAAGUACACGACGGUUACAAUGGGCUUGAUUGCUGCUGGCAGUAGUUUCGGGACGCUGGUGAUGGCACCGCUGUCGCAGUUCCUGCUGGAUACCGUGGGAUGGAGAAAUUCUUUGAGAGUUUAUGCUGGUACUUGUGGAUUCUCCAUGUUGUGCAAUAUGUUAUUGAUUCCCAUAUCACGGCCAAAUAAAAAUCGUUUUGACAACGUGCGAACAUCACCUCUGCGGAAGCUCAUGGAAGAUCUAAAACUGUGGAAGAACAGGGUCUUCGUUGUCUGGACAUGCGCCAUAACAUGUGUAAUGUUUGGAUAUUAUAUCCCGUAUGUUCAUAUGGUAUCUUACGCUGCUGACUGUGGAAUAAGUCCCAACAAAGCUUCCUUUCUGAUCAUGAUUCUUGGGACGAGCACGGCUUCUGGAAGAAUUCUCUUCGGAAAGAUAAUCCAGUUCGGCUUGCUGGACAGGGUGCGCAUGCACCAGCUCUCCAUGGUGAUCACUGGGGCGGGAACGAUGUUUCUGCCCAUGAUAAAGUCUUUUUCCGGGCUAGCGGCCUACAUCGUCAUCGUCGGCCUUGUUGACGGGUGUUACGUGGUGCUGCUGCCCUUGCUGACGUGUUCGUUGAUGGGUUCAGAAAAGAUGGUACUAGCGUGGGGAUUUCUGAUUGGAACUGCCUCCUUCACAUUCAUGCUAGGACCGCCAGUUGCAGGUUUUCUGUAUGAUGCGACUGGUUCCUACAACCUGGCGUUCCACAUUGCUGGCAUUCCAAUAUUAUCGGGAGCCAUCAUAAUGUUUCUCAUCCCCUGGGCUCAGAGAACCUCAGAAACUAACAACAUACUCCAGGACCUUGAAGUGUCCAGAAACCUGGAAGACGAUGAGAUCGUAGACUUCAUAACGCUGAGCAAAGUUCCGUCGCUCGUUUCGACCACUAGAUCGAAAAUCACCCUAGCGGGAUCUCGCAGAGACAACGAGCCUAUACAGCCGGAGUCUGUGUCGCUGAUGGACGCCGACUGGGGCGCGUAUUUUGUGAACAACCUCAACCAGGUGACGUUUCUACCCGGCAACGUGAUCAGCAGGCCGGGCAUGAGGGAGGCGGAUUUCGACCUCCAGGCGCUAGAGAGGAACGAGCAGGUGCUGUCCGACAUGCUGAGGACGUCGGCGAUAUCUCCCGUGUCGCCCAUUCGUAUCUCCGGAGCUGCCGCGGCCGCGCUCAUCAUCGGCAGUUCGCCAAGAUGCCAGUCAUUGAGAAGCGGUUCUAGGAGAAGCGAUGUGAUUAACAUUUCGUCUAGCACGCCCAGAAGGCACCCAAGACCCUUCACACGCGGCAGAGACGACGCCGACGAACCUGGAGGCUGUUCCAACGACGCUGCGUGUCAAACGAACUUGACCUUCUCAGUCUAUUCCCCAUCAAACCAGUUUGCGAGCGCAGGCCGUUCUCCCAGCAAGGUCAUCAUCUCUCCCAGCAAGGUCAUCAUCUCUCCCAGUAAGGCCUUCUCUCCGUCUAGGGGUCUUUCUCCACUACGCCACGUGGUUCUCAAUGAACGCCAAGCAAGAAGUGGAUCACCUCCUACUGCGACCACCUCUUCAAACGAGUCGGACUCGAGGUACACGGACGGGUUGAUAAUAUUCGACACGAUACCCGAAUACGUUAGCAAAACGAAUCUAACGGAAAUUCAGAAUAGAACAGACGAUCAGUUUUCAGAAGCAGCGAGCACACACCGCCACGAGCAGCCAAUAGACGAUCGCGUUUCAGAACCAGCGAGUGCAUGCUGUCACGAGCCGCCGGCUAGUUCUCCUUCCAUGAGAAACAGAGAAACAAUACCGACUGGUCAUCGUCCGGAUUACCCCCAGUUCUACACGAGUCAUAACAGAAAAGAUUACUCGGUUGGUCCGAAGAAUGUCGCCUUCGAGACGCAGCCAGUCGACAUUCCAAUACCAGAUGUCGAUGUUACAGACCAGUGUUCGGACUACGAAAUGUUUCAGAUGGAACUGCCGCCAUCUCCACCAAAGGAAGAUGAGUGCAUACCAAUGAUGCCAUCAACGCCGGUGCCUAUCCGGAAACGAUUACCCGACUCUGACACAACUCAGCAUACUGACGACUCAUUGGAUAACGCUGACGUUUCCGAUUUCGUGUCACAGUCGACUGAGUCGCCUGUCUCGACACAGCCACCUCCUCAAAAUAAACCCGCGUCGCCAUCAUCGACUGCAGGAACAGUUACCAAUGCUGAAACCGUACCCGACGUUGGCGAGCGACGGUCUGCGUUAAAGACUUGCUUAGCAACCAGAGAUGAUCCCCUGGUUACGACACCCGAGCCUCCCAGGAGAACUGCUUCGACCACGACAGUCCAGCCUGGGGCUGUUUUCGUAAUGGAUCCACUGUCUCCACCUGAAGCAGACGACAAUUUUAUGGCCGGCGCUUCGUCCGCGACGCCAGAUAGUCGGCAGGUUAUGUCUGAUAAUCUGUUGACUCGCUCUGUUAAAUCUACGGAGAGCAAAGAAGACUUCAUUGGUCCAGUUAGGUCUACUUAUUCUUCGAGUACUAUCUAAUGGAUAACUAACUUCAUGUGGGAAUGGAUCUAUUGAGUCUUUACCACCAGCCUGAACAUAAAUGACAUCCCCGCCAACACAAACAGCAGCUCAAAACAUCAACCUAGAUACACUGUGCAUGCUUAAAAUGCUACUCGGAUUAUUUUAAUUCACCAACAUGCCGUGCUAUUAUUUGGCAAUUAAAUGUGGUCAGAU